This is a messenger RNA of Epinephelus lanceolatus (giant grouper), 2644 nucleotides long. RefSeq names its product angiopoietin-like 4 (gene angptl4). The record is from RefSeq and is a predicted model, not a curated record. Lineage: Eukaryota; Metazoa; Chordata; Actinopteri; Perciformes; Serranidae. Gene Ontology annotation, biological process: blood coagulation.
CUGCUCAGUUUAAAGCUUGAGCUUACUAAUCCAAGUCAAGAAGGACGAGCAGGACGCUGCAGACUUCUGCAACAAGAAAUCAGGAUACUUAAAACAAGUACUUCAACAGUUUAGGACAACGGCAGCAAUGAAGACAACACUGGCAACUCUGACACUCUGCCUGGUGGCGCUCAUGGCCACAGGUUUCCCUUUGGAGAGGAAAGGGGGCUCAUCCCCCGGUGGUGCUGCCAAGGAGAAGCGUGUACAGUACGCUGCGUGGGAUGAUGUGAAUGUCAUUGCCCACGGCCUGCUGCAGCUGGGCCAGGGGCUGAAGGAGCAUGUGGACAAAACCAAACUCCAGAUGAGGGACAUUUCCACCAAGCUGAAGAUCUACAACCGCACUGUGACAGAGCUGGGGAAGGAGAGCCAGAAGCUGCAUGUGGAAGGGGAGUCCCUGAAGGCUCGAGUCCACGGGCUGGAGGACAGAGAGGGGCAGCUGCUGAAUGUCACAGCCGAGCUGAGGGAGAAGGCAGAGGAGAUGCAGCAGGAGAGGAGAACGAUGAGCGAGAGGAUGAGCCGGCUGGAAGAGAGGGUGGACAGCAUGCUGCAGGGUGACGCUUUGCUGCUUGACACAAACGCCGGUGCCAAGAACAACAGUGAUGCACGCAACAUCCAGAUGAUGCUGGAGUCUCAGAACAAACGCAUUGACGAUCUGAUGGAGCGGAUCAGACUCCAGCAGGAGAAGCUUGACAAGCAGAAUGUGCGCAUCAGGACCCUACAGAGUCAGGUCCAACAGGCACGACAGAAACCAUCCCCGCAGAGCAGUGACACUGACAUGCAAAGUGGCGUCGCCGAGCAAAGCGACUCACCAGCCGAGAUGGCCUCAGACUGUCAUGAACUGUUCCUGAGAGGAAAGACCACCAGCGGGGUUUACACCAUCCAGCCAAUAAACGCAGAGCCCUUUAAAGUCUUCUGUGAGAUGACAACUGAUGGCGGAUGGACAGUGAUCCAAAGACGUCAAGACGGCUCAGUGGACUUUGACCAGCUAUGGCAGGCCUACGAAAAGGGCUUUGGAGGCCUCAAUGGUGAAUUCUGGUUGGGGUUGGAAAAGAUCCACUCCAUUGCUAAAGAUGGCGGCUACAUCCUCAACAUCAAGCUUGCUGACUGGAGUGGCGACAUAGCAUCUGUCCGCCUCCCCUUCAAUCUGGGCGGAGAGGAGACCAAGUACUCGCUCAAGAUUCAGAAGUCCGGCGCUUUCAGCCCCUUGGAGAGUUCCCUGGGGAUGGACGCCACCUCCAGCUUGCCUUUCUCCACCCGUGACCAAGACAACGACCGCAAAAAUGACACCAACUGCGCCAAGCACCUCUCUGGUGGCUGGUGGUUCAGUAACUGUGGGCGCUCCAACCUAAAUGGCAGAUACUUCCAGAGCCCUCCUCCCAAGCAGCGGCACCAGAGGAAGCAGAGCAUCUUCUGGAAGACCUGGAGGGGCCGCUACUACCCUCUGAAGUCCAGCAAGAUGAUGAUCGCCCCCGCUGUGAUCGUGAAGUCAUAAAGGAUAGAAAGAGACAGAGAGAGCCUGGUUAAUGAGGUAGAGGUUUCUGUUUUCCCUGGUUGUCCUUACACCAGAGCCUAGGCCCUCAAAAUAGAAGCAAAAAGAACUCACAUUUAAUGAGUUUCCACUGCUCUGUUCUCUGAGGGACAAGUAGAUUCCUCCCCUGCACCUAGAGCCACAGAUGGAAAAAGAGACACUAGUAAAACGUGCAGUGGAAAGUUUUUCCACAUGCUGUACCAUUGCAGUUGAUUCCCUCUGUUGGCACAAGGCAGAGGCCCCAAGCAGGAGAACAUAGAGGGCGAGUCCCAGCCUGUCCACUGUGCUGUAAGCCGCAAAGGAUUUCCAACAAGUAGAGACUCAUCACCAGACAAGAGGUGUCAAGUGUGGGUUGUUGUUGAGUUUGAAUGUGGUUAAGUGUCAGCUCAAAAACAUAUCAAGAUUGGCUCUUAUUUUGUAAAGGAUGCAUGUAAGAGUGAAAAGCAGGCUGAUAAAGCACGCCUUUUAAACCCAAUGUUGUGGACCAAAUAACGACUUCACUAAAACAAAGAGCCAUUUACGACAUGAGCAUGAUGAGAUUUGUGUUCAAAUGCAUUAUGUAAAGUUAGAAAUCACUGUAAACAAGGAUUACGACGCAGAAACUGUGUUAAGACUGAUGUUGACAAAGCAGUUUGUGGGGCACUGAAAACCAUUCCAGCCUUUUGUACAAUAUAUUUUCUGUCUGCAAUUCUUAAUCAAAUUAAGCAUAUUCUUCACUGACUUUAAUUUUUCUGUGGAGGUUUUUGACGACCUUAAGUCAUAUUGACUUAUUUUAAUACGAGAGGCAUGGUUUUGUACAUAGUGUAUGAAGGAAUGUCAUCUUUCUUUUCAGAAAUAUAUCUGUUACAGAUUUGUUGUGACAUUAUCUGUUGUCUUCGUGACCUGAGAGUUUGUUACUGUAGAUGUUCCCUUUCCUUAUUUAAAUGCUAAAGAAUCAAUAUAUAUAUAUAUUUCUGGUGCUGCCUGUUUGUAAUUUAUAUUGUCUUUGUUGUGUUUACCAGAUGUAAAAUUGUUUUUUUUAAAAGACUUUAACCAUUUUUGGGUCCACAGCGAGCCAAUAAAAAUGAUUUAAACUAA